Messenger RNA from Dufourea novaeangliae, 1812 nucleotides. Its product is annotated as phosphatase and actin regulator 4-like. Lineage: Eukaryota; Metazoa; Arthropoda; Insecta; Hymenoptera; Halictidae. The coding region runs from base 1 to 1812 and encodes 603 amino acids. Gene Ontology annotation, molecular function: actin binding. The record is from RefSeq and is a predicted model, not a curated record. The transcript has 10 exons. Gene Ontology annotation, biological process: actin cytoskeleton organization.
AUGAGUGGCGUCGGUUUCCUGGCGGCCGUGAAAACGUUCACGCCGGGCGGCCGCCGGCGUAGACGCUGCGAGAAGCAGCAGAAAGUGCUCGAACUUCCGACGGGGUACACGAUGCAACCGGAUGUCGUGCCGUGCUGGGACGCCGCGCCGCCGAUCACACCGCCGGCCGCAUUCCUACCACCUGGCUAUAAAAAAGGGUUUCCAGAGCCGAAGAAGGAAAAGACUGAACAGAGUGCAAAUGGCGCGGUAUCGCCGAGCGGUGAGCCGCAAGCGAAUCAGGGCACGGCUACGACCGGCAACGUGCCGGUCACGGUCACAGCCCCGAAUUCAGGGGACCAGCAAAAGCCGUGUAGGCCGAACACCCUGGAAGCCAGGGUGGUAACCAGGAGACUGAUCUUGAUCGACAUGGAGAAGGGGGUCCUAGACCAAAGCGGCGAAAACCAGCAGGUGAUCGAGAGGUGUUACCCUCUCCCGCCUCAAAACACGCUGAUGCUCUCGGAGCUUCCGGAACCGCCGAUUCCACUGAGCGAGAUCGGGCCCAUUCCGCCCCCGCCGAUGUUCAGUUCUUCGAGUCCUACUCUGUUACUGGCCAAGCAACGACAGAUACGGAAUCCAUUGUCGUCGGAUUACGAGGACGAAGAAGACGAGGAAGACUUCGACGUGGAGGAAGAGGACAACAUGUACGUGCUCCGAAUGGCUCAGCCGGAUCCUGCGAUCGACACGUCCAGGGUCGAGGAAAUCCCAGCGAAGGAGCCUAAAUUUCAUGCGGUGCCCCUCAAGAGCGUGCUGAAGAAACGAAGUUCCGGAAGUGGACCGGGGACGCCGCAGAACACUCCAACGCAGGAGAACAGGCCGUUGACGCUUCGUCAGGAGCUACACGCGUCGUUCAAUAGUCGACCGGUCAGGUUCGGUCUCGCUUUACCGUGCACGUUGGAGAACAAGGAGAACGCGAGGCCGUACGUAAUCAGGGAGGAUGUCGAUGGCGACUCUGGCGACGGACAAGUACAUUACAGGGACGAUUACGACGAUGAAAAAAGCCGGUUGGCAGCAAAGAUUGCGCGCAAGGAAUCGCUGUCGCUGAAACUCGCCCUCAGGCCAGACAGGCAGGAGCUUAUCAACAGAAACAUCCUUCAGCUGCAGACGGACAAUGAGAGGCAGGAAACGAAGGAGGCAAUUGGUGCCAAGCUCAUCAGGCGGCUGAGCAUGCGACCAACCCAAGAGGAACUCGAGGAGCGGAAUAUCUUGAAAAAGCAAAGUCCCGCCGAAGAGAAGAAACAGAAGGAGGAGAAGAAACGAUACCUGCUGCGGAAGCUCAGUUUUCGACCGACCGUCGAAGAGCUUAAGGAAAAGAAGAUCAUCAGGUUCAACGACUACAUCGAAGUCACGCAGGCACACGACUACGACAGAAGGGCCGACAAGCCAUGGAUGCGUUUGACUCCCAAGGAUAAAGCAGCCAUUAGGAAAGAGUUGAACGAAUUUAAAAGUUCGGAGAUGGCCGUUCAUGAAGACAGCCGACACCUCACCAGCCAAACCUGCACAGCCAGAUUUUGUCCAGUGCCUGUUAUGAGCUUUUGUAAUCAGAAUGGCUACAGAGUUGAUGCAGGAUCUGCUAUAAACAAUCUGUCACAAAUCUGCUUCGCGAUUCUGUCAGGCAUGCUCUGCCUGCAAAACCAAAGCCAAAUGCGGAAACAGAUGGCUAUGGAUUUGCAGACAGAUUUCAUCACUAUCUGCUGUCAAUCUGCUGCCAACUUGCAUGCAAACGGUUAUCUGGGUAUGUUGGUUUGUUACAGACAUCGGUUAAGUUAUUCUUAA